Molecule: messenger RNA, 1621 nt
Organism: Gryllus bimaculatus (two-spotted cricket)
Lineage: Eukaryota; Metazoa; Arthropoda; Insecta; Orthoptera; Gryllidae
Source: the annotation of a GenBank genome assembly
UAUUUUCUUGGCCAUCGCGAAGCCAACUGACCGAUGUGAAAGUGCUCCACGGUGUGCACCAGGUUAUCGAGGAACACAGCGACCUGUCUGUCUCGGGUAAACACUGGCGUGUGCGCCAUCUGGUAACUAAACGUCACAACUUCUGCAACGUGGAGAUGUCGAAGUGCCAACAUAAACUAACACUUGGUUGUAAUAUUGUUUUCACAUUUUGCGGAUUGUGAUAUCUGAAAAAUGAAAUAAGUGUUGUAUAUACAUUCAUUGUUCAUGAUAUGCCCCAUUUACUACAAUUCAGAGAAGUGUACUGACGUAUAAAUACCUUCUUAAUUUUACGAGGGCACACGAGAGUUGGUCAAACGUUCUCACUAAAACAACUUCCACUCAUGCGAUUACAAUUUCGUUCAAUAAUUAUUGUCUGCAUAGUUAUAUUAUGUAACAAUACAAGUCAAUCCUGUGACAGUAUUCACGAAAGCAAUUGUCAUGAACUGAGGAAAGAUUCGAAUAGUGAGAUAAAGUUUUCGAAGUUUGAACAAAUUUACAUGCAAAAGGAAUGUUCUAAUUCAGAACUCGUCGUUUUAGAAAAAGAAUCGCCCACACACUCAGACGAACAAUUAGAAAAUACUGCAACAAUGGCUUCACGUGAAAUUAUUCAUGUUGAAUUUGAGGUUUAUGGGAAGGUCCAAGGAGUAUUUUUUAGAAAGAAUACUGUAGAUCAAGCUUCAAAACUUAAACUUAAAGGCUGGUGUAUGAACACUCCAAAUGGUACGGUGAAAGGUGCUAUGGAAGGAGAUGCUGCCAGUAUUCGAGAAAUGAAACACUGGCUCGCAAAUGUUGGAAGCAAAAUGUCUCGCAUUGAUAAAGCUGAAUUUAGAAAUGAAAAAUCUAUUACAACUUUUACUUUCCCUAACUUCAGUGUGCGUCAUUGAAAUUAUACUUUUCAAGAACCAGUUUCCUGACCUCUACAUUGUGAUACUCAUAUAGCAUUGGUUGAAAAAAUGGAUUGGAACAAAAUGGCAAAAACGUGUCAUGGAUAUUACAUACACACGUGUAUUACUUAUGCUAGUCAAUUCAAUUAUUUUUUUCUUAAAUAAAAUGCAAAUUGUUGUUAUUCUAAGAUUUCUUCAGUUUAGUAAUCCAUUAUGAUUUUUUCCCUUGUAACGUUUUAAGAGAUAACAUUGAGAUUUGAGAUGUGCCUUCCAAAAUCCACUUUGAUUGCUGAAUUUCAUUAGAUUUCAAAAAUAAAACUAAGAUAAUUGUUUUCAAAUUAUUUGUAUUAAAAAUGCACAAAUAAAUCAUUUCAAUGAUACAUUCUCUAAUGUUUUUUUAUAUUGCUCUCCAAAGUAACUCAAAUGAAUUUCCAGGUACAUAGAAUUACACGAACUCAGAGGCAAAUUAUUAUGUUUCUGAGCUCUCCAAUAUUUAUAAAUAGUGAAUUAGUGUUAAAAUAUGCAAUGUCUGUACAAUAAUAUAUUUGUUUUUUAACAAACUCCCCUAACCAAGUAUUUGAUUUUAUUUAUUUAGUCAAUAAACAGUAAAAACUGCAUGUGACACAUGGGGGAAAGGAUCUGCCCAAGUUUUCUUGAGCUCCAGAAUGCCUUCCCAAAAUCUUAACUAUAAAUAAUUG